AUGGCCAAUCACCUCAAGCGCCCCUUAGUCCAACAACUCUUCCUGCUCACUUUCGUUGCUGCAAUCGUAGCAGUCUCCGCUGAGCCACAGCUGCCCUACAAGAUACAGCAGCAUUCUUCCUCGUAUCCACAGCCACGCGACUUCCCAAGCGAACAGCUCUACCAUGCAUACUUCGCCAUCCAGCGAUUCAAGAACACCAUCACGUCCGACCCCAAAAACGUAACCAGCACCUGGACAGGCCACGACAUUUGCGCCACGACGAGCUACCUCGGCUUCCACUGCGGGGCGCCGCAUGGACAAGCGAGUAACCUCACGGUGACAUCAGUCAUUUUCGAUGGCUUUGGUCUAUGCUCACCGAUGCAGCAAGAUCUUGUCGACGAGCUUCCCGAUCUUGCAGUCUUCCAGGCUUCCUCCAACAACUUCGGUGGCGAAGUCCCCAUCCUCACCGGACUUUCCUACCUGUACAUGCUAGACGUCCACAACAAGCAGGGUGAUCAAUUUGAAGAAGCUAAAAGUGGAACAGCAGCAACACAUUUAAGUCAACUGUGUGUCGGGAAGAACUUUUGCCCGGGCAUACGCCUUCGCCCCAUUUUGGACCCGAAGCACCCCGCCCAUGGUGCCACGAGUGCCAAGGCACUCCUGCUCAACAACAACCAGCUAUCGGCGCCGCUUCCUGCCAACCUUGGUUUCUCCAAGGUGAGCUACCUCGCCCUCGCCAACAACAAGCUCACCGGGCCAAUCCCACCAUCAGUCGCGCACAUGCAAGACUCCCUCGUCGAGAUGCUCCUCCUCAACAACCAGCUGUCUGACUGCCUUCCCCACGAGCUGGGCAUGCUCACCAAGACCGCCGUCAUCGAUGCCGGGAUGAACCAGCUCACCGGCCCGAUCCCCUCAUCCUUCUCGUGCCUCAGCAGCGUCGAGCAGCUUAACCUGGGCGGGAACCGCCUGUACGGGCAGGUCCCCGACGCGCUCUGCAAACUCGCCGGGCCGGCCGGCCGCCUCACCAACCUCACGCUGUCGGGCAACUACUUCACGUCGGUCGGGCCGGCGUGCUCGGCACUCAUCAAGGACGGCGUGCUGGACGUGAAGCACAACUGCAUCCCCGGCUUCGCCAACCAGAGGGGCCCGGCGGAGUGCGCCUCGUUCCUGAGCCAGCCCAAGACGUGCCCGGCGGCGAGCGCUCGCGUGGCGUGCCCCGCCGCGGACGCCAAGAUGAACGUGGCGGCGCCGGAGGGGAGGGUGGCCAAGGACUACUCCAGCUACGUGGUGUACGCCACUCUGCAUGAGUGA
Messenger RNA from Triticum turgidum subsp. durum (durum wheat), 1290 nucleotides. The record is from the annotation of a GenBank genome assembly. Lineage: Eukaryota; Viridiplantae; Streptophyta; Magnoliopsida; Poales; Poaceae.